AUGACCGAGAACUCCACGUCCACUCCUGCAGCCAAGCCCAAGCGGGCUAAGGCCUCCAAGAAGUCCAGAGACCACCCCAAGUAUUCAGACAUGAUCGUGGCUGCCAUCCAGGCGGAGAAGAACCGUGCUGGCUCUUCGCGCCAGUCCAUCCAGAAGUACAUCAAGAACCACUACAAGGUGGGUGAGAACGCCGACUCCCAGAUCAAGUUGUCCAUCAAGCACUUGGUCACCACUGGGGUCCUCAAGCAGACCAAAGGGGUGGGUGCCUCGGGAUCUUUCCGGCUGGCCAAGAGUGACGAGCCCAAGAGGUCAGUGGCCUUCAAGAAGAUGAAGAAGGAAGUCAAGAAGGUGGCCACGCCAAAGAAGGCUGCCAAACCCAAGAAGGCUGCCUCCAAAGCCCCAAGCAAGAAGCCCAAAGCCACCCCAGUCAAGAAGGCCAAGAAUAAGCCAGCUGCCACGCCCAAGAAAGCCAAAAAACCCAAGACUGUCAAAGCCAAGCCAGUCAAGGCAUCCAAGCCUAAGAAGGCCAAACCAGUGAAGCCCAAAGCCAAGUCUAGUGCCAAGAGGGCCGGCAAGAAGUGA
This is a messenger RNA of Hippopotamus amphibius kiboko, 582 nucleotides long. RefSeq names its product histone H1.0-like. Gene Ontology annotation, cellular component: nucleus; nucleosome. Bases 1 to 582 code for a protein of 193 amino acids. The transcript has a single exon. Gene Ontology annotation, molecular function: nucleosomal DNA binding; structural constituent of chromatin; double-stranded DNA binding. NCBI's taxonomy places the organism in Eukaryota, Metazoa, Chordata, Mammalia, Artiodactyla, Hippopotamidae. Gene Ontology annotation, biological process: chromosome condensation; nucleosome assembly; negative regulation of DNA recombination. The record is from RefSeq and is a predicted model, not a curated record.